AUUUAUUAAUUUCCAAUUUAUUAAUAUAAUAUUUUUUUAUUUUAUCUUCGAUAUUUGGUCGAUAGAGUCACCCUGAAACUGCAACACAAAAAAGGGAAAUUAAAAUAUGACGUCAUGGCUAUUGGGAAUUACCUUUGUCAAAUUUUGACAUUUUCAAAAUAAAUAUAUUUUUUCAUUCUUUUGCUUCGAUAAACACGGUAUUUUUGUUCCGAUAUUGAAACAAAGUAAAGACAUAUGGGGAAGAAAGGUUGCAGGUUAUUAAAAUAGGUCAUAUGUCAUGGGAAACAAACAUGAUAAGCCUGGACUCCCAACCAUUGAACAAGCCACAGAACCCAAUGUUGAUAUAAACAAAGGUUCUCAACCUAUAAAUGGAAGGAACAGUAAUGAGGCACAUGACAAUCAUGGAACAGUUGCAACAAUACAGGGUGAGCUGAAAGAAACGCAGGGAGAUAACACUGAAGGUUGGGUUACAAUAUCAUUGGCAACUCAAGAUGCCUUGGUAUUCAACCCACAGACCAGCUAUACAUUAUGUGCAGGUGUAGGCAGACAGUUGAAGAUGGACACAGGCCAUCUAGGCGUAGCGGCAGACAAUGAUGCUAACCUCAUACACUCUGUGUUACACCAGAAAUUUGACAUUCCAGAGAAAAAUUCCACGUUACUCUCGAGUGAAAAAGAAAAACAAGCUACAUUAGAAAAUAUACAAUGUGAAUUACGAGCCAAGUCACAGCUUGUGGGGAAAGAUGGUAUUUUGGUUUUCCAGUUCUCCGGGCACUGUUACAAGCUGCAAACAGGGGAGGUGCUAUUAGCCCCAGCAGAUUGCAUGCGCACUAGGAGUACAACUCUUACUAUUCAGGACAUUAUUAACUGCAUACAGGGCACUAUUGCAUCCUACUUUGUGAUGAUCGUUGAUUGUUGCUAUGCCGAACUUGUUGCCGAACAAUUUAUCCUAAAAUGGGAAACAUUAGUCCCAACAUAUAUCCUUGCAUCUUGCAGCUCGAAACAGAAAUCAUUAUCUUUCAAAGAUUUGAAGAAUGGAUUUUUUACUUAUUUUCUUGUGAAAUAUUUUGAGGAUUAUAAAGAAAGGACAUUCCCAACUCUGACAGCUGUUGAUUAUUGUAAACCUCUCUGUGCAGCCAUGAGUACACUUGUCAGCACCACUGCGGAUGAUAAUGUGGACCCAGGGUAUGGUGCAGAUGCAGAGAUGUCCCCCAAAGCUGUAUUCUGUAACAUACAGGUGCUAGAGGAGAGGGUGCUGGUUCAUACUGGUGCAGUAGAUGACAUUGACUUCACACAGCAAACUUAUCCUUAUGAUUUUGCUGUGAAGUACCUGAUGUUAGAUCAAGCUAUUGGGAAAGGCUGUAGUCUCCCAGAGGUACCACAAGCCGUUAAAGUUUGGUUGAUGAAUGAUGCUACACCUGCCAUGGAGAAACUGAAGGGGGCCAGCCUCAUCCACCUGCCAGAGAUGUUUAGUACAGUGAUGGCUUUUCUUGCCCAGUCUGUGGCCAAACUCAUGUACAAGGAUGCAUUGGACAGUACAGGCUCCCAUGAACUCAUAUUUAGGAGUGAUUGGUUCAUAUUGGCUUUCAUCAGAGUCAGUGAGGCUUUGAGUCACGUGGAUGAGAGUCUGCAGCCAGAGCUUAAAGACAUGGAACAUUUUCUUGAAUACUACACAACGAAGGUAAAGUGGAUGACAGAGGAAGACUGGAGAAGUGAAGACCUGACAGAACUGAUUGACUUGUUGAACAAGGUCAGCAGAGACAAUAGGAUGGCACAACAAGGCAAACAACCUGUAGAUGAGAGCGACCAACUGGAUGGAUCACUGAAAGAACAGAUCUAUAUGACUCUAGAAAGCAUCCAGGAAGAAAUGAAAGCAACAUUUUUGCCACCAUUACUUGGAGACCACUAAGAACCAGGAAAUGCAUUUGAUUAGAACUUUCAAAUUUACAAUCUUCUACUUAAGAGGCAUAUACUGUUACACUUGCCAAUUGGUGUAAAAUCUGAACAUUAUUUUGAUGCUUGAAAUGCAUUGUUUGAACAUUAUUUUGACACCCACCUUCCUUGUGGAGUGAGCUUGUCUAAAGUAUACUCCCUGUGCACAAUACUAGUACAUUGUAUGUAAAACCAACCAACAUAAAGUAGAGCACAUUUUAACCCAUUGCAGUAGCAGCAUAUCUCAUGUACAUUCAAUUAGGGAUUUUAAAGCCCCAUACAUAGGUUGAAAAUGUACUUUUUAGAAAUCCAUAUUUGCAUUUCAUAUUUACAACUUUCCAUGCUGCUUUUAAUCAGUUGUAUAUUUAUAAUUAUUAUCAAUUACCUUGUUUUAUGUGUAAUGUGCAAUAUGUAAUUUGAUAUUUACCUCAAGUGUAUGCUUAUUUGAUAUUAAACUGUACUGUACUGCACUGUACUGUACUGUACU
Owenia fusiformis is the source of this 2416-nucleotide messenger RNA. The record is from the annotation of a GenBank genome assembly. Lineage: Eukaryota; Metazoa; Annelida; Polychaeta; Sabellida; Oweniidae.